Molecule: messenger RNA, 1217 nt
Organism: Ricinus communis (castor bean)
Lineage: Eukaryota; Viridiplantae; Streptophyta; Magnoliopsida; Malpighiales; Euphorbiaceae
Product: phenylcoumaran benzylic ether reductase POP1-like
Exons: 5
Coding region: 192-1103 (303 amino acids)
Molecular function (GO): oxidoreductase activity
Source: RefSeq, a predicted model, not a curated record
AAUUAUGAAUUAUUAUUUGAAAUAAAUUAAAAAGAAAAAAAAAUCUAUCUAUUUAUAAUGGAGCGAGUGAAAUAUUAAAAAGAAAAAGCUGAAAUUAAUGCUCGACAUUGGAAUUCUAUGCUUCUAUUGCCAGUUGUCCUUAGAAAAUCCACUUGUAAUUUGGCCAUAGAUUAACCUGAAAAUCGGGUAAGAUGGCAGAUAAGAGCAAGAUUUUAUUCAUAGGAGGGACAGGAUACAUAGGCAAAUUCAUCGUGGAAGCAAGUGCCAAAGCUGGUCAUCCCACCUUUGCUCUUCUUAGAGACUCCACUCUCUCCAAUCCACACAGAUUCUCCAUCAUCACCACCUUCAAGAAUUUAGGCGUCCAGUUUCUCAUUGGAGAUUUACAUGAUCACCAGAGCUUAGUAAAUGCAAUAAAACAAGUGGAUGUUGUGAUUUCUACGGUAGGCCAUGCUUUGUUGCCUGAUCAAGUCAAGAUCAUUGCUGCCAUUAAAGAAGCUGGAAAUGUUAAGAGGUUUUUUCCUUCAGAAUUUGGAAAUGAUGUGGAUCGUGUUCACCCUGUUGAACCUGCAAAAACAUCAUAUGACACCAAGGUUAAAAUCCGGCGAGCUGUUGAGGGUGAAGGGAUACCAUACACCUAUGUGUCUUGCAACUUCUUUGCAGGCUACUUUCUUUACAAUUUAGCACAGCCUGAAAUUACUGCUCCCCCAAGAGAUAAAGUUGUCAUAUUAGGAGAUGGAAAUGCAAAAGCCAUUUUUAACGAGGAAAAUGAUAUCGGUACCUACACUAUUAGAGCAGUUGAUGAUCCAAGAACCUUGAAUAAAACACUCUAUAUUAGCCCUCCUCAGAACAUCAUCUCAUUCAAUGAUCUCGUGUCCCUAUGGGAGAAAAAGAUGGGCAAAACCCUUGAGAGGAAAUAUAUUCCUGAGGAACAAGUUCUGAAGAAUACUCCAGGCAAUGUGAUGUUAGCACUGGAGCAUGCGGUUUUUGUUAAGGGAGGUCAAACCAACUUCGAGAUUGAACCAUCAUUGGGAGUAGAAGCUUCUGAACUUUAUCCUAAUGUCAAAUAUACUAGUGUGGAUGAGUACCUGAAUCAGUUUGUCUGAAUCUUCAAUAUCAGUUUUUGCUCUUGCAUUUGACAAUUUUGCAAUUGUUGCGGUUGAAUGCUCAUAUAAGCCCAAGAUCAACUUUAAAUGAUCUUAAGAGAGCUCUUUAACUUA